Molecule: messenger RNA, 3216 nt
Organism: Apis laboriosa (Himalayan honeybee)
Lineage: Eukaryota; Metazoa; Arthropoda; Insecta; Hymenoptera; Apidae
Product: protein sneaky-like
Exons: 6
Coding region: 739-2901 (720 amino acids)
Cellular component (GO): membrane
Source: RefSeq, a predicted model, not a curated record
AAUAUUCUUAAAAAUAAUAAUAUCUUGCAAUUUAAGUGCAGAAAGAAAUCUUCAUUUUUUGUAUCUCAUUUUCAAUAUUCAUAUUUUUUUCUAUCUAUCUUUUAUUUUCUACAAAAACUUUCCCUUAUAAAUCGUUAAUCGUAUUAUGCAAUACUAUAUUUGAAUAGUAUACACGAAUAUCGUGUAUUUCCUUUUCAAAGUUUAAACUUUCUCCCGUAGCCAAAGCAAAGUUCAAUAUUUCAUUAUUCAGCGAUAAAUUUAAUCUCCAUAAUUCUCAAUUGCCAUAAUUAACCGCUUGGAAAUUGGAAAUCAAAAUGGAAAUUGAAAAUAGAAGAAGAAUAAUAGAAGAUCGUUAAUUCAUUUGUCAAAAAAAAAAAAAAAAAACAGCAAUUUAUUUUUGAAAUGAGAUUAUCCAAUAGAAAAUUUCUUCCCUCCUACACUGCACUAAAAGUUACAAAAUACGAAUUUUUCUCCUCGAUAUAUGUAUUUGUCAAAAACAAAUCCUGUUGAAAUUCCUCGACUUUAGAGAGACAAGGUGUUUGACUCUGAUAAUUAACAAGAACUUUGGAGAAGGUGAAAGUAAAGUAAGGACUCGAAAAUAUAUGUCAAGGAUUUCUUCUCUAACCAAUAAGGCGACUAUAUGUCGCGUCGCACAUGAGUUGCACAAAUUGAUUACGCAGAAUAUUGGAAGUUGAACUUUUCCACGCAAAAUAAAAAAAAAAAAAAAAAAUACCAAGAAUGGAGAAUGUAACGAUUAUCGGUCUACGAGUGGAGAAAUUCAAGAAGAAUUUUUUCAAGCAUUACCAAGAGCAUUUCCCAACUUUGUUUAACAUUACUUUCGACCCGAUAGGCACUCACAAGACCUCACGUGCCAUAAUCGGUUUCCUUCUUGGCUUUUUUAUGGGUGUUCUUUUGUACGAACUCAUUAUCGUUGAUUUACAAUUCGACGCAUAUACCACCGUGUGUCUCGGUGGUAUUCUGAUUUUGAUGUUAUCGAUUGGAUGUGCUGUUUCGAUUCAGGUGAGAUGUAUUUCCAUUUUAACGAUUCCAACAUUUUUUGGACGAGCUGGACGAAGCGUGUUACGAGCAUUGAUUUUUGGAUACGUAAUUGCUGGACCAUUGUUUAAUUUGUUAUUUAACACUAAGGAAGUAAUAAGAACAUUUGGAUGCACAUCACAACUGACAUACAAUCUUACCAAGACAAGAUUCGAUUUAAUGUUCAAGCCAUUCCAACAGGCAAUCCAUGCUAUGAAAGCGGAUGCAAGCGAGAUAAAAGACACCCUCUCUUCGAUCAGGGAUUUGAUGAGUCCAGUUGUCGAAGAAAUAGAAGGGGAAGAAGAAAUGAUACGGUUAAAAGAGGAGAACGAUUAUCUAGACGAGUUGCAAGGUGAUUCAAAAAGAAGCAAAGAAAUGGAGGAAAAGCACGAGAAGAAAGUUGAAAGUGCCAAAUCAGAAGGUGAAGUGUACGAAGCUAAGUAUAAGAAGAAGAUUGAAGCUCGAUGCGAAGAGCAACUUAGCCGAGGUGCACAAAGAUGUAGGGAUAUGUUUGGCACCGCUUAUGACAAAUGUUACGAGAAAGUGUCUGUAUUUGUUGCUUGGCUAAUAUGUUGGCCAAUGAAGCUGACUUUCGUCUGUAAUCUGGUCCAAGCAUUGGGUGGUUCUAGUAUCUGUGAUCCUGAGGGAAAAGUCGAUAGUGGUAUAGGCGAGGGAUACGUCGCUUUAAAAAGUGCCCGAGACGAAUUCAGCAGGAGCCUGAAAGAUGCGAAACUCCAAUACAAAGUGAAAGUACCACCGGUGAUUUUGGAUCUUCAAGAUACCGAGGACGCUGCCAAAGCUGUUGUACACGAAUUCUCUGUACGAAGGAAACUUUUCAAGUCCGUGAUGACCCUCAUAAAGAGAUGCUUGUCGUUUAUAUUCCUGAAGAUCAUUCUCGACGCUCUGAGUUACAAUGACAAAUAUUUAUCAGAUAUCGAAUUCGACAACGUCUACGUGACGUCUUAUUUCCGGAGAAUAGACGCGAGAAGGAAAGUUCGUGGCAGUUUGACUUUGUUGCCGUUCAAGAAACUCGAGAAGAGGAAGUUCAUCGACCCCUACCAUCCGAUACCGACCAAAAUCGAAGGACUUCACUUGAUAGGUCAGCUGGUUAAACUUCUUCUUGAAUUCAUCAUCGUCACCAUUUUUGUAAUCCUGGAUUGGCUAUUCUACGAAGUGUUGGAUAUAAUCAGAAGGCACGCUUACAUGGAAUAUACUCAGAGAGGCCACCACGAUCUGAGCCUGGAAAUCCGAGGUACCGGGGUGAUCGCGUCGUUGAUUCGAAGCGCGGUCCGCGGUUUCAACGUGAAGAAACGGGUGAAAACCGUAGUAACGAACAAGGCUUGCCUACCACGACCCACGAAACUUCCUGGCUACAUAAUAUUCAAGAUCUACGGUACCUUCUUCUUGGUCUUCCUUCUCAUCUUCGGUUCCAUAUACACGCAGAGGAUGCGUCGCGGCAUUUGCUCGUUCUUUUAUCGAAGAAGGGAGAAGAGGCGGGUAUUGUACCUCUACAACGAGACUCUACGGCGAAGGCUUAUGCACGCCAAGUUCAUGAAGGCCAAGGUGAGGAACAUGGCCAGAACACGCCGUUUGGAGUACGAGAUUGAUUUCUGGUUGGCGCUCAGGCUCAAGUGGCCGAAACGUUUUGGAUGGUUGAGAUACUUCGAAUGCGCAAGGGAGAGGUGUUUGAUUUGCGAGGAUCCGGAGCCCAGGAAGGGGCCAAGGUAUCGGCCCUGCCCCAAUCCGAGUUGUCCAUUCUUGUAUUGCGAGGAAUGUUGGAGGGAUGUAGGGAGGAUUUGCUACGCUUGCGCAGAGCUCUCUGACACGGAGACGGAAGAAUACGACACUCAACGCAGUGAUUUCUAGAUUUAUGAUGAUUUAUUUGAUCGAUUAUAUAUAAAAGAGGAUAUUGGUUUAUAGGACGAUAUUAAUUGUUAUUCAUAUUUGAAGUACAUCUUCAAUAUUCAAGGAUAUAGUAUAUGUGUAUUGUUGAGUAUAUCAAUUUAAGUUUCUUGAAAAAAAUGAUAGAGAUAAAGGAAAGAAGUUGGAGAUGAAGUAUGUUAAUAAUUCAUAUGUUAAUACUGUGAUUUUUUUAAUUGAAUGUCAGUUAUAUAUUAAUCGUUGAAUAUAAUUCCGGAAAGUGGAAAAUGAAAAGAAGCGAUGAAAAAUGAUUCCUGAGGA